AUGUCGAGCAAGAAGAAGGACGAAGGCAAAAAGGAGGCCGUGGCGGCCAACCCGGACGAGUUUGACUCGGAGGAGCUGCUGGCGGCCGAGCUGCGGGAGCGCAACCGCAAGGCGGAGGAGGCGCGCAAGCGUGACAUGCUCAAGCGGAAGGAAGCAGCCGGUCGGGCCAAGCAAGACUUCUCCUGUGCUGUCUGCUGGGGCUGCUCAGAUCCCAAUGCAAAAUUGGAGGAAGAGCGCCGCCGCGAGCGCCGCCGCCGCCGUCGCGCCGCCGCCCGCGCCUCAGGCAAGCCCAUCCAUGCUCGUGUCAUGGCCUCGUACGACGACUCGUCCGACGAGUACAGCUACACACUCUCCGAGUCGUCUGAGCUGCAGGAGCUCGACUGUUGCACAGCAGUGGCAGAGAACCUACGAGGCCCAGGAGCGAGCCAAGGCUGCUCGCAAGCGCGCGCGCCGCCGCCGCCUUGCUACUCCGACCUAUGA
Messenger RNA from Thecamonas trahens ATCC 50062, 480 nucleotides. RefSeq lists its product as uncharacterized. Bases 1 to 480 code for a protein of 159 amino acids. The record is from RefSeq and is a predicted model, not a curated record. NCBI's taxonomy places the organism in Eukaryota, Apusomonadida, Apusomonadidae. The transcript is spliced from 2 exons.